AAACCCAAAAAGUAGAGUCCAAAUCUCAACUUCCUACCUUCUCGGUUCUGACACACCAUACCCCAAAAGGGUGACUGACUUCUACCACCAUCUCGCCGGUCAGAUGCGCGUCUUUUCCAUCUCGCCUUAGUCUCGUCAUCAGUCACACGUCUGUUCCAACUCUCCGUUGACUCUUGUCGUCGGUGUCGCCACCGCGCCUCAUCCCAGUUUCAGAUCGAUCGAUUAAUUCAAACAAAAUUCAAGAUUGAUUGAAUCUCAGCAAUAGCAGCGAGUGCAAAUCUAAAGAAAUGGGGCUUCUCAGCAUCAUUCGCAAAAUCAAGAGGAAAGAGAAAGAGAUGCGAAUUCUAAUGGUUGGGCUCGACAAUUCUGGAAAAACAACCAUUGUUCUCAAAAUCAAUGGUGAAGACACUAGCGUUAUCAGUCCCACUUUGGGUUUCAAUAUCAAGACCAUCUCCUACCAAAAGUAUACUCUGAAUAUAUGGGAUGUGGGUGGCCAGAAAACAAUAAGGGCCUAUUGGAGGAACUACUUUGAGCAGACAGAUGGUUUGAUUUGGGUAGUUGACAGUUCGGAUCUUAGACGACUGGAUGACUGCAAGAACGAGCUGCACAAUCUGCUGAAAGAAGAGAGGCUAUCAGGAGCAUCUUUAUUGAUAUUUGCGAAUAAGCAGGAUAUAGAAGGUGCUCUCUCACCUGCUGAAAUUACCAAGGUACUGAACUUGGAAGCCCUUGAUAAGACAAGACACUGGAAAAUUGUAGGUUGCAGCGCAUAUACUGGAGACGGGUUACUCGAGGGAUUCGAUUGGUUGGUUCAGGAUAUUGCUUCUAGGAUCUAUGUGCUUGACUGAUUCUAGUAUCUGCUUAAUUGAUCAGUAGUAGACAAGCACAAAUUUAUAGUUUUGACAGUCCAGAUUUAUUGCUCUUUUGCACAUAUUUGUUGUGUGGUCUACUGAUUGAUGUUUGUGUAAAUGAUUAUACUGGUUUUUGUACUAAAAAUGACUUCGAGGUCUUCAACUCUA
This is a messenger RNA of Spinacia oleracea (spinach), 1016 nucleotides long. RefSeq names its product ADP-ribosylation factor-like protein 2. The transcript has 6 exons. Bases 288 to 845 code for a protein of 185 amino acids. Gene Ontology annotation, molecular function: GTP binding; GTPase activity. NCBI's taxonomy places the organism in Eukaryota, Viridiplantae, Streptophyta, Magnoliopsida, Caryophyllales, Amaranthaceae. The record is from RefSeq and is a predicted model, not a curated record.